GUUGUGGGAGGGAGUAGUGUACCAAAUAGAUUUCUGCGUGUCUGUAUGUAGUGUGCGUGCGGACCUCCAUGGUGCUGGGAAGUGAGUGAGCUGGGUUGCCUUUCUGGCUGUACUAUGCAGACUUCUAAGAACCGUUCUUCGUCCUGUCGUGCUGUUACUGUGUGCGAACCGUCCCGUUGCUGCUGCAGGGACAGUGAACCGAGUGCCUGAUUUCCGCAGGUCUUCGGUGGAAGAGUCGGUAAAGCUGCUGUGCCUGACAACUAACUUGAGUCAUAAUCUGCCGUCUCUGCCGUCUCUGCCGUCUCUGCCGUCUCUGCCGUUCUAUACGCCUCCAUCCGACGUCGUCUGUGCUCUCCCGUCGCUUUUAUAAUUUAGAGCGGGAAACACGGGAAGACGCUGCUCGCGAAGUUUCGGUGUAACUCGUGUGACUAUCACCCUGCGUGCUGAUCAACUCUUGAAGGGAUUAAUACCCUUUCAGUUCAUGGGUUGCUUACGUUAGUAGCCGUAACGAGCUCUCGCGAAUAGGUCAGCCCGCUUUUUUCCUAGUAACGUCGUUUUGAUCUAACGAUUCAAUCUAGCGAGCAACCAGCCACGGUCAAGUCUUCUCUAAUUAAAAAGCAGGUGUAGCCAACGGGCUCUUAUAAGCAGUUACGCGUUCGAUUGUAACCCGCACUUAGCCGCCAUGGGCGAUCGGCAAUGGACCAGCAUGCGAGCGCCGCGUCCCGCAGCGCCAGGAACCAUUCGGGAAGAUGAGGAGGGCGUGCAAGACGCUGACGUGGCAUCGGAUAUCACGAAGCAGAAAGUGGCGGCUGCAAAGAACUAUAUCGAGCAACACUAUAAGCAGCGCAUGCGCACACUGCAAGAACGGAAAGAGAGGCGGCACGAGCUGGAGCGGCGGCUGGAGGAGGAGGGCGUGUCGUGCGAGGAGCAGGAGGGCGCGCUGCGCGAGCUGGAGCAGCGCGAGGCGGAGAUCAUGCGUCUGCAGCGCCACAAGCUCGGCGUCGACGACUUCGACCUCCUCACCAUCAUCGGCCGCGGGGCGUUCGGGGAGGUGCGACUGUGCAGGGAGAAGGCAACGGGGAACGUGUACGCGAUGAAGAAACUGAAGAAGUCAGAAAUGCUUCGACGCGGGCAGGUGGAGCACGUGAAGGCGGAGCGUAAUCUCCUGGCGGAGGUGGGCAGUAAGUGCAUCGUGCUGCUGUACUGCUCGUUCCAGGACGACGAGUUCCUCUACCUCGUCAUGGAGUACCUGCCGGGCGGGGACAUGAUGACGCUGCUCAUGCGCAAGGACACGCUCACUGAGGACGAGGCACGGUUCUAUGUGGGCGAGACAGUGCUGGCGAUCGAGAGCAUCCACAAGCACAACUACGUGCACAGGGACAUCAAGCCGGACAACCUCCUGCUGGACCGGCACGGGCACAUGAAGCUGUCUGACUUCGGCCUGUGCAAGCCGCUGGACUGCCGGAACCUCCCCACCAUCACGGAGAGCGAGGAGGACGCCAUGCAGGCCGGCAUGGUGGGCGGCGCCGUGGGGCCCUCCCCCAGCGGCCGCUCUCAGCAGGAGCAGCUGCAGCACUGGCAGCGUAACCGACGCAGCCUGGCGUUUUCCACGGUGGGCACCCCGGACUAUAUUGCGCCGGAGGUGCUGCUGAAGAAGGGCUACGGGCUCGAGUGCGACUGGUGGUCGCUGGGCGCCAUCAUGUAUGAGAUGCUGGUGGGGUACCCGCCCUUCUAUUCCGACGACCCCAUGACCACCUGCAGAAAGAUUGUGAACUGGCGGACGCACCUCAAGUUCCCUGAGGAGGCGAGUCUGUCGUGGGAGGCGCGGGACCUCAUCAGCCGCCUGCUGUGCGACGUGGACCACCGCCUCGGCACCAACAGCGUGGACGAGAUCAAGAGCCACCCGUGGUUCGCAGGGCUGCCGUGGGAGCGGCUGUACCAGAUGGAGGCGGCGUUCCAGCCUGAGGUGGUGGACGAGCUCGACACUCAGAACUUUGAGAAGUUUGACGAGGUGGACGAGCAGCCAUCAGGGCAGCGUGCCGGGCCUUGGAGAAAGAUGCUGCCGUCCAAGGACAUCAACUUCGUGGGGUACACGUACCGCAACAUGGAGAUAGUGCAGGGUUCGCACUCCGCAGAGCUGAAGAAGAAGAGCAAGCCGAAGCGGCCCUCUGCCAACGAUCUGUUUGGAGGUGGAGGCAGCAGUGGGGGCAGCGGCAGUGGUGGCAGCAGCAGCAGCCGGGACCAUCACAACCAGCAACCACAAUACCAGCAGCACCAGCACCAGCAGCAUUACCAGCAGCAGCAGCAAGGACAUCGUGAGGAGUACCGGGGGGGGCGGGGUGAGGGGGACUAUGCUGAUGAGCGGCCAGGCAGAGGGGUUGGCGGCGGUGGCGGUGGUGGGUACGGCAACCACCAGCAGCCCUCUCAGCCUUCACGAGGUGGUUACCACUACUAGAAAUCUAGCUGGUCCCAGUAGCGAGCUGCACUUUGCUGCUGUGUUCGGGUACUCGGGCCUGGGCUGUGCUGUGCUGUAUGGGCAUGUCUACUGUAGGCUGUAGUAGCCUGUAGGUAGGCUGGUGGUGCCGUGUUUGGGGUGUGGUGGUAGAGUUAGAGACGAGACGAGACUCCCUCGGCAUGCUUUCGUAGAGUAGAGUGAGCCCGGUUUUCUGCCAUGGAGAACUUCUGUAGCCUACCUUGGUUUAUCCAGAGGUGGCUGUAGGUUGGUGCUGUUCCUGAAUGCUAUUUUAGGGAGUCCUCGCCGUGUUUGUCCAGUCCAGUGGUACCGGUACUAGACUCUAGUACCUACUUACCUACCUACGCUAGGUCGGGCUUGUGACAGGUAUUUUUAGAUUUGAAACCCUAUUGGUGUAUUUUUUUGCAUUUGUUGCAAGCUGGGUGAUGUUAUUAGAAUAACGCAAGUAGAAUGAGUGAUACAGGGUG
Closterium sp. NIES-67 is the source of this 2940-nucleotide messenger RNA. The record is from the annotation of a GenBank genome assembly. NCBI's taxonomy places the organism in Eukaryota, Viridiplantae, Streptophyta, Zygnematophyceae, Desmidiales, Closteriaceae.